Messenger RNA from Gaeumannomyces tritici R3-111a-1, 2339 nucleotides. RefSeq lists its product as hypothetical. Bases 110 to 2071 code for a protein of 653 amino acids. Lineage: Eukaryota; Fungi; Ascomycota; Sordariomycetes; Magnaporthales; Magnaporthaceae. The transcript has 3 exons. Gene Ontology annotation, biological process: cellular response to gamma radiation; double-strand break repair via nonhomologous end joining; telomere maintenance. The record is from RefSeq and is a predicted model, not a curated record. Gene Ontology annotation, molecular function: telomeric repeat DNA binding; double-stranded DNA binding; damaged DNA binding. Gene Ontology annotation, cellular component: Ku70:Ku80 complex; nucleus.
GCCGUCGCGUUUUACAGCUGCAUCCCACUCAACUCGCCACCUUCCAUCGUCGUCACGCUGGCAGGACCACGGCCACAUGGAGUUGUCGCAUUUGUGAUAAAACUUCAAGAUGGCAUCGAGAAGCUCAUACCCAUAUCGCGAGGAGGAGGAGGAGGAAGAGGAGGAGCUGGACGAAUCUGACUACAAAACCCAGAAGGAUGCCGUCCUGUUUGCCAUCGAGAUCAGCUCGUCGAUGCUUGAGCAGCCGGCAAAAGGCAGCUCAAAAAAGGGGGACAAGGAUAGCGCCGCCACUGCAGCGCUCAAAUGCGCCUACCAGAUCAUGCAGCAGCGCAUCAUCGCCACGCCGAGUGACAUGAUGGGAAUCCUGCUUUUUGGCACCGAAAACUCAAAGUUCCGCGAGGACGAUGAGCAGGGCGGCGGUAGUGCCCGCUAUCCCCACUGCUACCUGUUCAUGGACCUGGACGUACCCAUCGCCGAGGACGUCAAGCGGCUCAAGAACCUAGUCGAGGAAGGUGACGACCCCGAAGAGGUGCUCAAACCGACCGACGGGGCUGCCAAUAUGGCCAACCUUCUGUUCUGCGCCAACCAGAUCUUUACGACCAACGCUCCCAACUUUGGCUCCCGGCGCCUGUUCAUCAUCACAGACAACGACAAUCCGCAUGGCAGCGACAAGACCUUGCGCUCGUCCGCGGCCGUCCGAGCCAAGGAUCUCUACGAUCUUGGCGUCAUCAUCGAGCUCUUCCCCAUCAGUAGGAAGGACGAGGGCGUUUUUGACUUGACUAAAUUCUACGAUGACAUCAUUUACCGUGAUCCGGCGUCUGAGAUAGGGGCGCCAGACGGCAUCAAGCCGGCCAAGUCGGGCGAUGACGGCCUGUCACUCCUCAACUCGCUCAUUUCCGACAUCAACUCAAAGCAGACACCCAAGCGUGCUUACUUCUCUCACCUGCCGUUUGAGGUGGCGCCUGGUCUGACCAUAGCGGUCAAGGGCUACAUCCCACUCCACGUGCAGAAGCCCGCCAGGAGCUGCUACAUCUACGUUGAAGGCGAGACACCGCAGAUAGCCACGGGGGAGACGACCAAGCUGGAGAUGUCGGAGAGCUUGCGGACUGUGCACAAGUCGGAGCUCAAAAAGGCACACAAAUUCGGCGGCGAGUACGUGCACUUCACGCCCGAAGAGACAAAAUCGCUCAAGGACUGGGGCAGCCACGUGCUCCGUAUCGUGGGCUUCAAGCCGCGGUCGGCGAUCCCGGCGUGGGCGUCCAUCAAGAAGUCGACCUACAUCUUCCCCGCCGAGGAGGACUACGUGGGCUCGCAUCGCGUCUUCACGGCGCUCUGGAAGAAGCUGCUGCGCGACGACAAGGUGGCGCUGGCGUGGCUCGUGGCGCGCGUCAACGCGAACCCGAUCCUCGUCGCCAUUAUGCCCUCGCGCAGCCCGUCGGACGACGAGUCGGGCACGCCCUUCCUCCCCGCCGGCCUGUGGCUGUACCCGCUACCGUUCGCCGACGACCUGCGCGAGCCCGACAAGCGCGCGACGGCCAGGGCGCCCAAGGCGCUCAUCUCGGAGAUGGAGAAGGUGGUCAAGAACCUGCACCUGCCCAAGGGCACGUACAACCCGGCAAAGUUCCCCAACCCGGCGCUGCAGUGGCACUACCGCAUCCUGCAGGCGCUCGCGCUGGAGGAGGAGGUGCCCGAGCACCCCGAGGACCUGACGGUGCCCAAGUACAAGGCCAUCGCCAGGCGCUCUGGGGACGCGCUCCGGGAGUUGAACGAGGCCUUUGAGGCCGAGGCCGCGGUGGCGCGCGGCAAGCGCGCCGUGAAGCACGAGCUCGAGGACGACUCGGGCCACCCGGCCAAGAAGUCGCGCAUCGCCAUCUCGGGCGGCGGAGGGGCAGGGGCAGGGGCGGCGGGCAUGAGCCACGCACAGCUCAAGGCGGCGCUGGCGCAGGGCACGCUCGGCAAGAUGACGGUCGUCGACCUCAAGGCCAUCCUCACGUCCAAGGGCAUCAGCCCGACGGGCAAGAAGGCGGACCUGCUGGACAAGCUGGAGGAUUGGAUCGAGAACAAUGUUUAGCCGGCAGGGCUGGGUCAAGGAUGAUGUGUCCAGGGGUGCCUGGAGAUGUUGGCUUUUUUUUGUAGUAUUUGUAUUAUGACUAUUUCUUGAGGUGUUUGGAAUAGGACGGGCGGGCCUGUGGGGAACGCCUCUGUUUGCUGUCAAUUAAUUACAUCAUGCGCUGGAACAACGUGGCUGCAGGCGAUUAAUCACCACGAUCUCGACACUGUUCCUUGAAAUCUCUCGCUAUAUCGCGCUUUGACACAUCGCAUCUUGCUACAGCCCAGAU